AGAAUAACUUGGCGUAAAAGUAGUUAAUUUAAUCGUUUGGCAUUGGCCAGUCUUAUCACAGAUUAAUUGAAUUCAAUAAAAUUUGUUUUGUUAACCAUGAAAGGUCUGGAUUGGAUCAUUUUAUCAUCGAGAGUUCGAGCUGUUAUUACUAUUACAUAAACGAUGUUUUGCAAUAUCUACACAUUGGCUUUGGCCCUACUGGGUUUCGUUGUUCUACUAAAUUUUUUGUACAUCAAUUUUUGGGGCCUCCUACAACUAGCUCACUCUAUUCUGGCACCAUAUUUCAUCGCUCACGAGGAAAACACAACAUUGGCAAAAAAAUACGGCUCAUGGGCAUUAAUAACAGGAAGCACAGAUGGCAUUGGGAAAGCAUAUGCUACAGAACUUGCUAAGAGAGGCAUUAACUUGAUACUGGUAAGCAGAAAUAAAGAGAAAUUGGAGAAUACUGCCAGAGAAAUUGAAUCAAAAUAUUCAGUGAAAACAAAGAUAAUCACUGCAGAUUUCUCACAAGGAGUGAAAGCAAUAGACAUCAUCAAAAACGAACUGGGAAGUAUUGAAAUAGGUAUUUUAGUGAACAAUGUUGGAAAACAAUACGAAUAUCCGAUGUAUUUGGAAGAAGUGCCAGAGGAGGAUCUAUGGGAUAUAGUUAAUAUCAACGUUGGAGCGGUUACUAUGAUGUGCAGAGCAUUUAUUAAGGAUAUGAAAAAAAGGGGAAGAGGCGCUAUAGUCAAUGUUUCCUCAGGAUCAGAAUUACAACCCCUGCCUUUCAUGACUGUAUAUGCCGCAACUAAGGCUUAUAUAAAAAGUUUCACAACUUCUCUUCGAUAUGAAUAUGGUGAAUAUGGCCUGACAAUUCAACACCUCAGUCCAUUUUUCGUGAAUACAAAAAUGAAUAGAUUCUGUGAAAGGUUCCAGAAGACAACCUAUAUUGUGCCAGAUGCCGAGAUGUAUGCAAGGUAUGCUGUAUCUACUCUGGGCAAACAGGAUAAAUCGACAGGUUACUGGUGUCAUGGGGUGCAGUACUUCCUCGCUGAGAUAGCCCCAGAAUGGCUCAGGAUGCAUAUUGGUGGUCAAAUGAAUAAGUUUUUGAGAAAUGAAUAUCUGAACAAAAUCAAGAGUUCCUGAAGUUUAAUGGAUAAUUGUGUUGAUAUUUCAUUCCGCCAUCUCCAAGAGAUAUAGAACCUUUAAAUUAUUUAUCGUCAUCACUGAGUGUACAUAGUUGAAUUCG
Coccinella septempunctata (seven-spotted ladybird) is the source of this 1228-nucleotide messenger RNA. RefSeq names its product inactive hydroxysteroid dehydrogenase-like protein 1. Gene Ontology annotation, cellular component: endoplasmic reticulum. NCBI's taxonomy places the organism in Eukaryota, Metazoa, Arthropoda, Insecta, Coleoptera, Coccinellidae. The record is from RefSeq and is a predicted model, not a curated record. Gene Ontology annotation, molecular function: oxidoreductase activity. The transcript is spliced from 7 exons. The coding region runs from base 163 to 1125 and encodes 320 amino acids.